Messenger RNA from Daktulosphaira vitifoliae (grape phylloxera), 900 nucleotides. RefSeq lists its product as uncharacterized. The transcript has 6 exons. Bases 90 to 818 code for a protein of 242 amino acids. The record is from RefSeq and is a predicted model, not a curated record. NCBI's taxonomy places the organism in Eukaryota, Metazoa, Arthropoda, Insecta, Hemiptera, Phylloxeridae.
AUCCAUUUAAUUAAAGAGGUAAGUUUUACACUUUAUGAUUGUUAAAUUUUUAUAAAAAGUAACCAUUAUUAUAAAAAUUUAAUUUCAAAAUGAACUUUUAUACAUUAAUUGUUAUAUUUUUACAAUGUAUGAUUGCGUUUGCAAUUGAUACUACUACAAUUGAAGAGAAUUCGAGUGAAUCGGAUACUCCAAUUACGGAUACUACUGAAGUGUAUCUUAAAGACUUAUUCAGUCCAUUUGCUGAUAACGAAGGCAAUAUUGAGGUUUCUAAAGCAAAAGAAAUCAAUGAAAAGAAUUGUCAAAAUGACCAAGAAAUACUUAAAAUCAUAGAAAGUGAACAAAAGGAUGAGAUGGUCGAUUUUGAAAAUUUAGUAAAAGCAAAAUGUACAACCCUUAGAACUAUUGAGAAAAAAUUAAACAAUUACGGUAAAGAACAUCUUAAAGACGAUUUCAUAGAAAAAGAAAAAGUAUAUGAACUAAUAAAUGAUUAUGCAAGAGAUAACAUCUUAUGUAAACAAGCCGUAGAUAUUAUGGUGACUUGUAGUCAUGAUGAAAAUACUGAUAGCGAGUUAAUUAGGAAGAUGAAAGAUGCAGUAUUAUAUCCGGCUCCGAAUGCAAAUAUAUCAACUAUUACUAAACAAGAAGCAAUCGAUUUCUUAGAAAACGUUAUAUGUCAAAUUAGUUAUGAAGAACUGAAGAAAUUGAUACUUACAUACAAAAGUUCGACUAGGUGGUAUCUUCCUAGUGGACCAUUUGCAAAACCUACAAAACCUAAAAAACCCAAAAUGUCUAAAAGAAAAAAAGCACGAAGAAGUUAGGAUUUACAAUUAUUUUAAUUUAAUUGAUUAAAACAAUUAAUUUUUGUGAACUCGUGAAAUAAUAAAACUUAUAUAUUUGAUA